AUGCCCGCAUCCCACGUGACGGCCCGAGCGCCAGCAGGGGACUGGUCUUCUGCAACCCCUCUCGCCCCUUUCUGCCCCUGCUCCAUUUCGACCUCUUCAGUCCGACGCUCCAUGAAAAAGGGAGCUUUCUUGCAAUUUGCCACCCCGAGGCUGUGCUUUAAUGGUGGAAAGGGUGGUUUUCCUCGUGGCCGAUGCCGCCGACUCGGGAACGGCGUCCCGCUCCCGCUGCAAGCCUGCAACUCAGCUCCAGAGAGUGAGAGACCUUGGGUGGGCUUUGUGCUAUGCCCGACAGUGGCCAUGCCAAAACACGCCGCACCAGAAGUGUAA
Messenger RNA from Chaetomium globosum CBS 148.51, 327 nucleotides. RefSeq lists its product as uncharacterized. The record is from RefSeq and is a predicted model, not a curated record. The transcript is spliced from 2 exons. NCBI's taxonomy places the organism in Eukaryota, Fungi, Ascomycota, Sordariomycetes, Sordariales, Chaetomiaceae. The coding region runs from base 1 to 327 and encodes 108 amino acids.